Messenger RNA from Somion occarium, 4078 nucleotides. The record is from the annotation of a GenBank genome assembly. Lineage: Eukaryota; Fungi; Basidiomycota; Agaricomycetes; Polyporales; Cerrenaceae.
UGAUUCGCUGUGCUCAUCCUGAACUCCAUGCCGUAUUAUCUGGUUUUACCCUGCCAACGUCUUUUCAACGAGCUUCUAGGUAGGAUUAGAAUGACUUAGCAUGGCCUAUCGCAACAUGUCGGAGGACAGUGUCACAGCAUACGAUCGUCGACCACUCCGUUCGCCCUACUCUAGUUCUCGUGUGUCUAACUCAUACGAACCCUUUGAAAAUAAUGAAGAGAACGCCUACCAGCAGAGUUAUGACCGCGGCAGGGUCUCGCGGUCUCCUUCGUAUUCACCUCAUGGCAGACACAGCCGGCGAACUUCUUCUGCCCACGCAUGGAUGUACUCUUCCACGCGCUAUUCUCCUCACACAAUUCCAGGUCAGUCACUCUUGAAUCGGAUUGCUCCGUCUGAAAGCUCGCUGUUGGCAUGCAUAAGUGGAGGGAUGUUGACACCUGACGUGGAGGACAGACGGGAGAGUCCAAAAGAAGGAGAGGUUGAGUUAGGGUCGGUGGAAAUGGACGAGGCCAAAGCGUUUGCGGAUAACCUAAUUCGAGCAUCUGAACAAGAUAUGUUGGAAAGGAGGGUCCAGCGGGAGAAAAACGACCCAGCAGUUCCAGAGUCCUCGAAUGAUACUCAGCUUGGUGUGAAGAUGGAUACAUGUGCGGAUGGAUAUGCAUCCCCCAUGACUAUCUUACCUACGUUACAAAAAGAAGAUUCACAACAGUCCACAUCCGCAUCACCGUCUGCUGCUGCAGCACCAAGACCGUUGUUGAGCAUUCUUGAGGAAGCCAAACAUCUCAUGGCACCUAUCAUCCUACAAAAUGCUCGAAGGCGCGAUUCCAAGGCAGACGAGGGUCUCAUCAGACGCAAGGUGGAAGCUUUGCUUACCGAAGAGCACUGUCUGGAAUUUGUACGUCUCGCCAAGGAAGCCCAAGCACAAAUGACCACCAGGGAGGUCACUCCUGCCCCAGAAUUGCUCAACGGCAGAACGAGCGUGAAGCGCUCGCGUGAUUCCUUAACGACGACAGAUGAAAGUCCUAUGAGGCCAUUAAAGGCCUCUCGCAGCAUGUCGCCUUCGUCCUUGACUACCACUUCGCCUUCCAAGCACUCUCGUCGGCUCUGCGACGAUUUGCCCAUUGCACCACAGAGACGUUUUGAUGAUCUCCCAGCUUCAACCCCUAAAAUGCCGCGGGCGAUGUUGAAGUCGCUGUCUCCAGCGAAAGUCCCCGCUCAGCGAGAUGCGAGGACUGACGAUCUUCAUGUCCCCUCCUUGACAGGAAUACAUACUCCACCAAAAUCUGCUGUCAAAGUAAUGGAGAUCGAUUCUACUUCAUCUAAUACAGACAACUCCCCGCCGAGCGAUUUCCCCCAGGAACCGAGACCGGCAGUUGAGCCUCCAAGCAUACGCGAAGAAUCGGACUUAGAAGCUAAACUAGACACUGAACCUACGGAAUUGACCCCCCAGAUAAGUCCCGACCUUCACCCACCAUCGCAAGUUCUUGACGUGCAGGAAUUGAGGGAUUUUACCCUUCCUGUCGUUGAGGCACCCCAGGAGGGUGCUGUCGAUGACCACGCAUCUGAUGAAAUCGAAACUGGGAAAGUGCUCGGAGACGACCAGCAACGUACCCCCGAAAUCGACGCUCGGAGUCCGACCGACUUUACAUCCUCAGUCAAUGCUCCGAUAUCAAUGAACGUAGACCGUUAUCAGUCGAAUCGCGAACGGUUCAACGAUACGGAAGCAAAACCAAAUGAAGAUCACGCCGUCUUAACUUCGAGGGAGGGGAGUUCAGGUAGUGCUGAAGAUUCUGUCCAGGAUACUCAGGGAGAGGCACCCACGCACAUUCAGACCGACUCCGUUGAUCAAGCUAUUCUUCUAGAAAGAUCCCAAUUAUCUAACGAUCGGCAACUCUCGGAGAAUGCUCAGAAGCUCAACGUCGAUACCAGAUGUUCACCAUCCUCGGAGGGUCAGCGUGAAUCGACGGAGGAGCAUGAGUCCGAACUUGCAAUUGUUCCCGGGACUGAACUAAAUGUAUCUGCCGUUAUUGAGAACGCUGUGGACUCAGCUCAAGAUAUGCCUGUUCUACGCUCUACAUCUGGAGAUGAUAACUCAGAAGAUAGUGGGAUGCCGGAAUCCAACAACGCAGAACGCAAAUCUGGUUCUCCGUCUCCAGAUGCUGUUAAUCGUCGUUCAGAGCCUUUAGGGCCACUUGCUGAACGUUCAACACUCUCCGAGCAACAAGCAUCAGAGUCCCAUGUAGUUUCGAUGGACGAUUCAGGAAGGACUCACCUCAAGUCUCCCCCUCGAAUUCCUCAGGCUGGCGAGGACUCAUCUUCCGACUUGACCAAAUCUUCUGGAUCUCUCAUCUCUGCCCAACAUGCGGAAAUUCUGGACCAUAACAUGUUAUUGUCAACUGCUCCGGACAUUUCCUUGCCCAUUGUGCAGACGGGACGCGAUACCAUUGCAGAACCUACUCACCAAUCUCAUGAUGAGCCGGGCGUUGACGCUGAAACCGACAUGCAGAAUAGAUCAGUGGUACAAAUGCAUCAACCCGUUGGUCUGUUGACAGACGAAGCACGGGUUUCUCGUACCGCUGGCCACAUAUCCCCCUCGCUCGAAUCACAAGCGGAAUCUCAGGCUAUGCACAUUGAUACGGACCGUACUUCAUUGACACAGCCGAGGUCUGACUUUGCUCCUGUUCUGCCGCCUCGUUGUUCUGUUCCCGGACUUUGGUUCGUGAUUCCCGGCAAGUCGAGUGCAGACAUCCUUUCUUUCAGCUUUCCUGUUGAGGAUCACGUCGCUACUGCUGCGAACCGAUGGGCCAAUCGUCACAUGUCAUUCGAUGCGUCUUCACCUCAUGUUAAAGCUCAGGUAUCGUGUUUGUCAUUGUCAAAGGUCACGGAGAUGCAGCAUCUUUUGGACCCUGUCACGCCUUUACAGGACGUGCUGGAGGGACUGUGGAAGAUACAUGCGGAAUGGCCACAGCCUGGUCAUCUCAUUAUCGAGCUUAAUUCUGAAUCGGGGGAUCAACGGAUAUGGCUACCGGCCGAAUUCGGCGACGGUCCACUGGAUGUUUCCGCUCAUAUCCGCCCUGGCCUGAAUACUGCUCGCUUCAUACAACUGUCUGAUAUGUCUGACAAGCUCUUUAUCCUGACUGCGUCUGCUCCAUCUGCGGAGGAGACGGAGCGAUGUACUACACGUUCCAGGGAUAUCGCAUUAUGGAACAACUUCGUCGAGAGGACUAUGGCUCAGACGUUAGCUUCAGGAAUUAACGUUGUAGCAAGAUCGAUUGUUCUUGUAUAGUGCUUCUUGGUUUUCUUCGUCCGAUGGUCCUGCUGAAUACAACAAUAUAUACAGCUAAACUGCACCUUUUGCAGUAAAGCAGACCCUGCAAGUGAUCGAAUUGUUUCGGUGUCAAGCUGGUCGAAUCUGAUGACGCUCAGAAUACGGUACGGUGGCCGUAGGCUGUACCUCAGCGAUAGGUGUCUCCAAUUGCUCAGGCUCCUCCGUCAAAUGUGACGCCAUCCUUUGGGUGGGGUUUUCUACGCCGAAGAUAUAAAGUCGUUCGGGUGUGACAUAAUCAUCAGCAAAACCGUCUGGAGGCGCUCACUCAAAACUUCCGUUACUUCCGAGGGAUAGGCCAGUGUGCAUUGCAUAUGCAAUGGAAGUAGGUAGUACACAAUGGAAGUGGAGUCGUGGAUUCUCGAUCCAAAGACCCUCUCCCUCAUGGUCAGGGUUAUGGGACAGGGUUGCAACACGAGGUCAAUCUUCUGCAAGCCCAGAUGAACGUGUCCAAGAACGCGGUGCUGUCCAAAUGAACUCAAAGAGGUGGUUGACAGCCUCGCAAAAUGAACCCCCUGAGGAGCCAAAGUCUCCGUUACUUGUAUCAUUAUGGUACGCCAAGCACAAGCUUCAGUAGGGCAUACGGACGUCAAUGAGUACUCUAACAUGGGUAUCCUGCCAUCUGGAAUGUUUCGUCUCACCUGUAACUUUGUUCUAAAUACUGUCCUGAAUGAACAUUUUCUCUGAGACCGCACGUAAGUCUAGAACAUAUGGCAUCGUACGUAACACGUUAAAGAAAGCAGUCACUUCUGU